UGGGAGUGUUAAAUCAUUGCUGUUGUGAAGUCUGCUUCUCUAGAGAAAUUUUGCAGGGUUUGCUUAGUUGCUAUGGAUUCCGUAAGGCUCUUGAUGCUGGUCACGAUUGGUGUCCUUCCUCUUAACGUCUUUGUAGGGGGAAACUGAUUAAUUUUUUAGUGCUAGUGUGAUAGCAUCUGGGGAGAAGCACAUUCAUGUGUCAUACUGUAGCUCCUCCUGCCCAAUUGUGUUCAUUUUGUAGUUUACUAGUGUUCUGCUACAGGGAGAAAACAGAAGUGAUAAGCGUGCUCUCAGUUGCUGCGGUGGAAUUAACAUUCCCUCAAGUGUCUCUUUCUGGACCCUUUACUGAGAUGAACUGAAGCUGGAAAACGAAUUGGAUUGGCAUUGCUUUGCAAAUAUUUGAGAACAUCAACUGUCAAGUGAUGAAGGCGGUGUGGAAUACAGGUGUUGCACUUUUAAUUACUUUGUACACGGUGGUCAGUUUGCAUCAGUGGACUACAGCCCUCGACAUUCCACUGGAAGUUUUAAGUCAAGUGAACAUUGAGCAACUUCCCACCAUCACAGAGCAGUCCCCAACUUCCCAAAUAGCAUUCCCAUUUGAUGAGAGCAUUUCUAUUAAGUGUGAAGCAAAAGGCAAUCCAGAACCAGAAUUUCAAUGGACAAAGGAUGGACUGGAUUUCUUUCCUGAUCAAGACAACAGGCUGAUAACACAGGAGAAUUCAGGAACAUUUGUCAUUGUCAAUAAUGGAAACAUUACAGAAUUCCAGGGCAAAUAUCGCUGUUAUGCAUCAAACAAAUUGGGAACAGCUGUUUCGGAAGAGAUUGAAUUCAUUGUACCCAGUAUUCCAAAAUUUCCUAAAGAAAAAAUUGACCCAUUUAUUGUUGAGGAGGGGCAGUCAGUCAUUUUGAAGUGCAAUCCACCUAAAGGCAUUCCUCCUUUGCAAAUAUACUGGAUGACAAUUGGUUUGCAGCAUAUCCAGCAGGAUGAGAGGGUAUCUAUGGGGCUAAAUGGAGACCUCUUCUUCUCCAAUGCGCUGGAGAAGGACAGUAGAAGUGACUACUGUUGUGUUGCUUCUUUUCCAAGAAUUCGAACCAUUUUACAAAAAACAGCAAUGUCUUUAAUUGUCAACAGAAUUAGAUCUGUCAAUGGUACAGAGUCACGUGAUAUCACUGAUGCUAGUGCAAACGCAAUCUCAGAAAGAAAGCCAAGGCUUCUAUCCCCCUCUGGUGGUCACUCUGAGAUCCAGCUUGUGAAAGGAGAUUUACUUCAGUUGGAGUGUAUCGCAGAAGGACUUCCAACUCCUUCGUAUGAGUGGGUUAGAGUUGGAGCCGACAUGCCUGAGCAAGCAAGAAAGGAAAACCAUGGCAAACUUAUAAGAAUACCUAAUGUGCAGGAAGAGGAUGAUGGUAAAUACAUGUGCAAAGCUAAGAAUUCACUUGGAGAAGUACACCACUACUUCCACGUUACAGUUGAAGAACCACCUCAAUGGGAUUUUAAACCAGAAAGCCAGAUAAAAGUCAUUGGGUCUGAAGCCCAUAUAAGAUGUUCUGCAACAGGUAAACCACAGCCAAGUAUAAAGUGGACAGUAAAUGGGUUACCUUUACAUGAUGUACCUGCAUCCAACAGAAGAGUUUUAGGUGACACAGUCAUACUUCAUAAUGUAAAGCCAAAUGACAGUGCAGUAUAUCAAUGUCAAGCAUCAAACAAACAUGGGACCAUCCUUGCCAAUGCUAAUAUCAUGGUAAUGAACCUUCCUCCGAUGAUACUAACUGAGGAUUUUCAGGAAUAUGCGGCUGUGGUAGGGAAGAGUGUCACCAUGCACUGCAAAGUAUUCAGCUCCCCCACUUCGGCGAUAUCUUGGUCAAAGGAUGAAUCAGUUGAUUCUCUUCAAGAUGACAAAAGAUUUUCUAUUCAUAAAAAUGGCUCGUUGGAGAUUCAUAGUGUUGUAAAAAAAGAUAGUGGCCAAUACAUAUGUCUUGCUACCAACAACGAGGGAAAAUCAGCAAUUACUACAUUAUUAGAUGUAAAAGAUGCAACAAAAAUAGUGGAUGCUCCACAGCAUUUAAAGGUGCUAAGAGGAACCACUGCUCAACUGACUUGCCAGGCAGAAUAUGACAGCUCUUUCAAAAGUAACUUUCGAACCCUCUGGAAAAAAGAUCAAGAGGAAAUAUUUUUUAACAAUACAGAAAGCACUCGAUAUUAUGAGGAUAGUGGGGUGUUGCAAAUAAUCAAUGUAAACCAUGAAGACGAAGCUGUAUAUACUUGUAUAGCAAUCACCCCUUUAGACCAAGAUGAGGCAACUGCACAACUCAUUGUACUUGAUGUUCCUGAUCCUCCUGUGGAGCUGGCACUUAGUGAUCACAAAAACAGAAGUGUAAAACUAAAGUGGGAUCCUGGGGAUAGCCAUAACAGUCCAAUAACAGAGUUUAUUGUUGAAUAUGAAGAAACCCGAUGGGAGCCUGGGAAGUGGAAGGAAUUGGUAAGAGUUCCUGGGAAUCAUGCUUCAGCGCUUUUAAAACUGCAUGGCCAUCUAGACUACCAGUUCCGUGUGUUAGCGGUUAAUGAAGUUGGAAGAGGCCAACCAAGUGAACCAACAGAGAGAUACAAAACUCCUCCAGCAGCUCCUGAUAAGAACCCAGAAAAUAUCAAAAUUGAAGGCCAUUUGCCUAAUGAAUUAGAUAUUAAUUGGGAGCCUCUGAAACCCAUUGAACAAAAUGGCCCUGGGCUUGAGUAUAAAGUGAGCUACAGGCAACAGGGGAGUGAGGAAGACUGGACAGAUCGCUUCAUUAAAAGGCAUUCCUUUGUUGUCAAAAACACCCCAACAUUUGUAGCAUAUGAAAUAAAAAUUCAAGCAAAGAAUCAUUACGGCUGGGGUCCAGCACCCCAAGUGGUAACUGGUUAUUCUGGAGAAGACUUUCCGUCAGCUGCCCCUGACAAUGUGGAAGUAAAAGUUCUUAACAGUACUUUAGCCAAAGUCAGCUGGUCAAAAGUUCCAAAGGACAAGAUUAAUGGACACCUUGGAGGGUAUAAGGUUAGCUGGUGGAGGAUGAGGGGCUUGUUAGAAUCUAAGAAAAGCCACGGGGAGAAACACAUGUUAACAUUUCCUGGGGAGAGACACCAUGGAAUGGUCCCAGGCCUGAAGCCUUUCUCUGAGUACAUUCUAAUUGUCACGGCCUUCAAUGGACGGGGCAGUGGUCCAGGCAGCCUCCCUGCCACAUUCACAACUCCAGAGGGAGUUCCUGAAAAAAUCCAAAUAUUUCGUGGAAGCCCUCAGACGAAUUCAAUAACUCUUGUAUGGGCCCCACCAUUGGAACCAAAUGGAAUCCUCACAGGAUAUCUUUUGCAGUAUCAGAUAAUCAAUGACACAGAUGAUCUUGGCAACCUGUACAUAGUCAACAUCACCAGUCCGACCACAUCAAAGUGGGUGGUCCAGGACCUGCAGACCCACAGCAAGUACAAGUUCUACCUGAGUGCCUGUACCAGAGCAGGGUGUGGCAAAGCAGUCACUGAGGAAACAGUAACCUUCAUGGAAACACAUGUUACUUCACCUACGGAGGUGGCAGCUGAUGUGAUCUUCAGGCAGCCCACCACUCUUUCUAGUCCAAGCACUGCUCUUUCCCCUGUUGCCAAUGUCACCCUUUCUUCCAUAGUUCCUGCCUUAUUCAAUAUUAGCUCUUCUGUUAAUGAUACCUAUGCCAAAAUCAGCUGGAUUUCUGGAAACGAACAGAAGGACUCAGAGUUUUAUGUUGCAUAUAUUAAUAAUCGUAAAGGUAACUGGAAGAUUUCAGAAGCAGUUAAUGCUUCAAAAAAUUUCCACAUCAUUGAGGGGCUUGAGCCUGGAUCUGAAUACACAGUCCGCCUUUUGACUAAGAACUGGGUUGAUAAUGCUAGUAUUUUUGAAGAUGUUAUCGAGACCAGAGGGAAAGGUUUUGCAGGCAUUUAUGAAGGGAUUUCUACACAAGGAUGGUUCAUUGGGCUGAUGUGCGCGGUAGCCCUUCUAACUCUAAUAAUGUUAAUCGCAUGUUUUGUGAAAAGAAAUAAAGGAGGAAAAUAUUCAGUCAAAGAAAAAGAAGACUUACAUCCAGACAUCGAAUCCCAGGUUAUGAAUGAUGAUACUUUCUGUGAAUACAGUGACAAUGAUGAAAAACCACUGAAGGGAAGCCUUCAGUCACUCAAUGGGAACAUUAAAGCUGCUGACAGUGGAGACAGCCUGGUUGACUAUGGAGAAGAUGAGCCUGGCCAGUUCAAUGAAGAUGGGUCUUUUAUUGGUGAAUAUGCUGGGCGCAAAGACAGGGGAUCAAUGGAAGUAAAAGGAACUAAUCAAAUUCAAGCAUAAGCGAAAGGGACAAAUUUACAAUUAAGUGUAUAGAAAAAGGACAGCACUGUAAUGCAAUGUACUGAAGGGAAAAAUGGCUUACCUGUAUGUAAAGCACAACUUUAUUUGAAUGAAAAGUGGUGUAUAGUUAUCAGUUACACUGCCACCUUAACAUUGCUGUAUGGCAAAGUGCCUGCAUACUGUAAUGGUAUAGUGAUUGUUUUCCAUUUUUUACAUUUGUGGUUGGUUUUCUAUAUUUUUGGUAAAUUUAAGGUACUUGGUAGUGGCUUCUGCCAUUUCUGAAUAUGCAGCACCUGUUUCUAUUCUAUUCCAUUUUACAAAAAAAGAUCAUUAGCUCCCAUUGAUAUACCUGUAUGUACAAAAAAAAGUGUAAUCUUAUGUCAAGAAAUUGUAUCUCAAAAACAGGCAUUAUUUCAGCUUCAGAUAUCUCAUUUCCAACUCAUGGCAUGUUUUUGUGUGUACAGAUAUGAUGACAGUAUUGAUCUCUCACAGUAUAGUACAACAUGGAAUGAGACACUGUUAGAACGAAGGGUAAUAAAGACAGUAUAAUAAAUACACAGAUAAAAAAAUACUCUUGAAAGAUAUUCCUUUUAUGUUUGAAUAUUGCAUUAGCCCAAGGUGAAUUGUACCUUAAAAUUGCUUGAAAAUCUUGCCUCAGAUUUGAUUUUGUUUUAGCCAAUUUGAGAUAAAAAUAAACUACUUUAGAGAAAGCAAUGCAUGCCUAGUGUUAAAGACCAGAUAAUAUUUAUCUGAACCACUGUUAAUUUUUCUUUUAAUUUGUGUCUCUUGUUCUUUUUUAAUAGCAGUUUUACAAAAAAAUAUCAUAAUUAGCUAUAGUACAUAUUUAGAAAAUUAGAAAACAAAUACUGUACAAAUCACAGGAAAGCUCUCUUUCUUCAGUGGCUUUCCAUAGAAAAUUUUGUAUUCCUAAAUUGAGACCUCAGGUAAUGUAAAAAGUUGUGUUCAUCAAGAACAGAAGAAUUCCACAACGAUUUGACAUUUCCAUUUGUUUCCUGUGUGUUUAAGAAAAGUUUGUAUACAGUAUAUACCCUUUCUUCUAGACGCAUGACAAAGUGUUGGUCGGGUGUGUUUUGCUUUAAAAUACAAACCUUAAUUUUUAUCAUUUACAACUUUUACUAAAUCAAUUUAUUCAGGCAAACAGACAUGGUAUUUCCAAAUGUCACUAACAAACUACAGCUGGCAUAAAUAUUAAGAAUUUAUGUUGGGGAAUGACACUUGCACUUCAUAAAUAAGAAAAUCUGAAGUAUGCUAAUAGUAUGCAGUGGUCUUUCUGUUGGUUUUGGUAUGUUUUUAUGUUAAUCCUCUGUAGUACUGGUGUGCAGAAAUAUUGGAUCCAAUACAGAGAAAGCUUGUUUUCAUAAGGGUUGACAAAGGUUGCACUAAAUAAAAUAAUUUUGAAUAAAAAAUGGAAACUGUAUCAAGGAAGCUCUUUAGAUUUCUGUCAUGCAUAUGAAUUCAGCAUACUUUUUUAAGCCCAUACUAGCAUCAACAGAAUAGCAGAUAACAGCAUUGUAAAAUUUCAGGUCUGUGCACCCACUUGAAGACAUUGUGAUCUUUCAUGUGUUUUUUCAUAGAGUUGAAUAAAAUCCUGAUGCUGAAUUCAAUAAUACAAUAAUAUUUGUUUAUAUUGUCUGUAUUAUUUAUUUUCAGCUUUGUUUUAAGUCUUUCACUGAAGUUAGUAAACCAAAAUUGAGAACUGACAAUGACUAACUUGGAAACAACACUACUGAGUUAGAAAAAAAAAGCUUAGGGAUUUUUAAUACAUGGGUACAUUUUACAUUUUUGGAACAGUAUUUACACAGAAGGAAAAAAAUGUAGCACUUUUUUCUAUAUUUGCUUGUUACUUUGUCUUAGUGUAAUUUACUGGGACAAAUACAAUAUACUAUAUGUCUUCAUGAAUUAGAUCUAGCCUGUGUAUCAUAGCUCAUUUUGGAGAGCAAAAAAGAGCUGAGAGAAAAAGGUCACAGCAGCUGAAACUCAAGGUGAAAUUCACUCAGAACCGUCUACUUUGAGAUGUGCAGGAACAUUUGGAGACAAAGCACUUCUACACUAUUUCAUCUAAAUCUCAUAAACUGUUAUAAAUAAUGUAAAACUCAGGUCAAAGUAGGCAUUUGACUAAAAGGCCUGAUGAAGCCUUGCAUAGUAUAGGAUUGAAAUGAAUAGCUGCUUUAACCUUAGAAGAAAAAUGAGUUCCCCCAAGGCAUAAAUCACAAGAUGUCUCCAGUUAGAGGUUGUUUCACGCAUUAAAGUUUGAGAGUUAAAUGCACACUUCUUUUCUAGGGGAUGGCCCUGAAUGGGUAUCCUCUUUUCAAAUAUUUGUAGGACUCCACACUGAAGUAUGUUGCUCUUGUUCAAGCAAUGAUGUUAAAACCUGAGUAUGCACACAACAUUCUAAAUGUUGUGUGCAUACUCAGAUUUUCAAUUUGGGACAUCCCAAAGGCAAAUAUUACUAGGACCUCUUCAGUAUACAGGGACUGGAAGUCAAUAAUCUGUUUGGUUUACAUUUCUCAAGAUCCAUCCAUGCCUUAUUUAUUUACAAAAUAAAUUCAUCAAUGAUCAUUUGUUGGUUUUAAUCUAAAGGAACGUUUUCCUAAUGGAUUUACGUAGAACAAGAUGCUAAUUUUAAGUGGGAGUUUUUCAAAUUAUAUUUGCUACAGCAGAAAUGUAAAUGUAUUGAACUUUGAGAAUUCAAAAAAAUAAGUCUCAUAAUGCUCAUAAUUGAGACUGAACAUUAAUGUAUUCCCUUUGUGACAUUCUGUGCAUGAUGUGGCUUGAAAAUGAUAAUGUCUUUUUAAUUCAGUGUAUAUUCUGAACAUUAAAAUUGUCUUGAACAUAUUAUCACUGCUGAAUACUUAACAUACUGAUUACGUUUUUGAGCAAGUUAUGUUCAAUGUUGCACACAAAAUACUAAUUUCAUAUUAUUUUUUAGGGUUUUGGUAUGAUAGAACAAAUUUAUUUUGAGAAACUUCCUGUAUAAACUUUAUUUAAAAAGUGAUGCAGUUCCUUUUCUUUUAUGAAGUAUUUCACUGGCUUAUUAUAUGUGAAGCUGCCAUUUGGUAAUGUAAUUAUUUUGUGUAUGUAUUUUGCACACCAUUACUACACUGGAAAAAAAAACAUAUUUCUGUUUUUGAACCAAAGUAUGAUUUGUGUUAUAAAUUGUACUAUAUAUAUUUUUCAUUACCUUGAACUUGCAUCAAGUUUACUUUUGACCCAUCUUUUUAGAGUUUGUACACUGACAUUUGUAAAGUUACAUUGCUGACCAUGUCUUAAAACACCUAAAUGUUAUUAAAUAAACAUGGAUGUUACACAUUUUCAAAUGGUGUCUUUUACCAUGAAAUGUACUGUGCUGUUAUUUACAAAGAAAUUAAACUAUGUAUUUCAUUGAUAA
Molecule: messenger RNA, 7746 nt
Organism: Lepisosteus oculatus (spotted gar)
Lineage: Eukaryota; Metazoa; Chordata; Actinopteri; Semionotiformes; Lepisosteidae
Gene: chl1b
Product: cell adhesion molecule L1-like b
Biological process (GO): brain development; cell-cell adhesion; axon guidance
Cellular component (GO): axon; plasma membrane
Molecular function (GO): cell-cell adhesion mediator activity
Source: RefSeq, a predicted model, not a curated record